Fusarium odoratissimum NRRL 54006 is the source of this 1486-nucleotide messenger RNA. RefSeq lists its product as uncharacterized. Lineage: Eukaryota; Fungi; Ascomycota; Sordariomycetes; Hypocreales; Nectriaceae. The record is from RefSeq and is a predicted model, not a curated record. Bases 420 to 1298 code for a protein of 292 amino acids. The transcript has 2 exons.
AGAUGGGUUUGGUGCUGACUGAAGGAUCGUCCAAGUUUUUGGAGGUUCCGAUAAUUUAGACACUAAAACCCCCCCCGAACCCGGUUCUGUCUUCUCCCCCCUGUUUUUUCCUCCCUUCUCCUCUUUUUUGCAUCAUCACAUCGAACAUUUAUAACAAAACAUCACCAUUCGUUAUCUUUUUCCUUUUUUUCUGUCAUUCGCUACAAUACGAGCUGGGAAUUAUUGAUUUUUUGUGCUUCAAGAAGUAAAUGUCUUUCGGCUUUUGAAUGAUUGAUCAAUCAGCAAUUGUUUUUGCAUAAUUAGCCUGGUUGGGUGGCUUUUUCAGCUGAAAACCAGGUUCCCGUCUCUCUCAAGGGGGCCGCCCUCCAAAAAAAAAAAAAACACCAACCAACACGCAUCCAGUCCAAUUGGCAUCAACCAUGGCGUCGCGUUGGUUCACGCUCCUCCUCCUCCUAACGCCUUCAUUGGCUCUCGACAACAAUUUCGACUUCUACCCCAAGGGCGCGCAGAAAUGUCUCUCCCAAGCCGCCGACGACGCCUCGUGCACUGGCGCUGACAGCAAGGAGCUGAACUACUGCCUCUGCGGUCUUGGCAACUACAACAAUGACUUCAUCCUCGGUUCCGCUGCGUGUAUCGGCAAGCAGUCGCCCGGCGAUGUGGAUGAGACGUACGAUACCAUGAACGAGGCGUGCUCUAAUUCGCAGACGCCGAUGAAGGUUACCAAGAAGGAGUAUCAGGAGGCGGCGGAGAAGGGUGCGAGUGCGAGUACGACUACUGAUGCGGCUACCUCUUCGACUGCUUCUGCGACGGCGACCGACUCGGCGAGUACCACGAAAGACACAGCUGCUGCUACGACGAGCGCUGAGAACAACGAUGAUUCGGGCUUGUCAACGGGUGCCACAGCGGGAGUAGCCGUUGGCGCAGCAGUCGGUGGUGCAGCAGUAGUAGGCCUAUUCGUGUGGUUCUGGAUGCAGCGCCGCAGGAAGAACGCCGAAGAAUCGCACCCCAUGCUGCCCAACUACGAGAACCGCGACGGUUCACCCUAUCAACCUACCGAGCCGAAACCAGCGUGGUCAGCAGCGGGUUCGCCGCAGCAAGCAAUGGGAACACCGGAUCCAAAUGCUGGAUUUUACAAGCCUCCUGAGCCGGUGGAACUGCCGCCUGAGCCAGCGCCUGUUUAUGAGAUGGACGGGACGGGUACUGCGGUUGAGAUGGAUUCUACGCCUGUUGAUCCACGGGGGAAUAGAUCGCGCUUGAGUUCGUCGCAUUCGUCAAUAUCAUCGGGCUGGAGAGAUUAAUGGUUUAUAAAAGAAUGAAGGAAUAAUGGUUCUGGAUGGGUAUGAAUGAGGUUAUAGCCUCGUGGAGUUUGGACGGUACAGGAUGUAUCACUGGUUGUCAUUUAGCGUAAAUACUUGACUGUUUCAUCAUAUUUUGUACUUUGAUGAAGUCAUUGUUCGAAUUGCUCACGACUGCGGCGGUUUCUGUC